UCAAGUGACAGUUUCUGUGUUUUGUCAGUGUAUGUUGUGUGAUUUUUGUAUCAAAAUUGAACGUUGAAGGAAAAAGAAGCCAUGAAAGAUGGAUUCCGGAAGCUCAUGCCUUUGCGAGUCGUCAGAACCAACCGAUCCGACGGAGUAUCUCGAAAUACUCAAAAAGAAAUAUUUGGAUCGCACUGCCAAAUUGCAGGCGCAGCAGCAGGACCUUGAAAGGAAAAUUAUGAAAAUGGAAACAUUCAUUGGCAAGCCGCAAGGCUCAUCGCUGGCCGGGCCAGCGACUUGCCAGUGCGAUUCACUAUCAAUUCCAAAAGUGUUUCCGGAAACUCCGGUUCGCGAUGUACCAGCUGUGCCCAGAACUAUAACUGAUCAGCAACCGGUAACUCAGCAGUGCAGUUUUUUUCAGAAAAUGAUGGAGAACGCAAAAAGUAUUUUGUCAAUGAAAUGCCAAUGUCCGAGCCCUGGAGCCAAGGCAACUAGCUUUAGUGAUUCCCCAACAAACACCGACUAUGCUCAAACAACUACCACAACACUGGGUAGCACCGAUCUAACGUCCAGUGAAAUCCCCACUAAGGAAACUGAUCGGUCUGCGCAAGAAAACCUAGUAGAUUAUGAGGAAACCUUAACGGAUAAGUCUUCAAGAACCAGUACUUGUACCUGCGAGUUUACAGAUCCCAGCACCCUGCAAGAUUUUUCAUGCACCUGCACCAUUGCUGACGGGAAAACGAAAGUUGUUCCGCAAAGCCAGCAAGUUUCGAUCAACAGCAGUUCGACUCCUCAGAGCCCGAACACUCAACAUCCAUCAAGUGCAGACCCUCUAACAAGCACCACGUCAAAAUCGGAAAAAUGUCCAUUAAAACAAUCAACAACCUCAGAUUUGAUAUCUGGAGAAUGUUCCUGUGGUGAAUGCAGAUGCGACUCAUCAUUGAGCAAUAUUGACGACAAGCUGAAUUUCAGCAACAUUCCAAUCGAAGAUAAUAUCGUCAUUCCAGCAGUGUCAGUUUUUUUGAAUAAAGGCGACAAACCGUCCGCCGAAGUGCAAGUGGCCACGCCAUUUACAAGCAAAGGCCUCCAAAUGACGAAAGAUACAGCCAGCAAAUGCGUCACGUGUUGCAAAAAUUCCUAUUGCCCAACCAAUAAAGCGGCUUUAAGUAAGGGUAAGACCGGGCAUUUGGCCGCUGGAGUCCAAGUGGCAAGCAAUACGAAGAGUAGAGGAGUUAACAUUACAAGUUUCCCCAAAAACUCGCUAAACGUUGGAGUCACUUGUUGCCAAAUAAAAACUUGCCCCAAUAAUCAACCGAAGUCAUCUUGCAAUGCGAAAUGUAGCACCAUGCCUCUUCCAGAUCUAUCCCCAUCUAGUGGCAAAGAGACAGUUAUGCAAGCAUGCGAAUGCGACCUCAAUGGAUUAACCCAAACAGGGCAGGAACGUCAAGAUGGCCAGAACCAAUGUGCAUUCAUUGGCUCGCCGCUCUUAGAUUUUAACGACAUGAAGCGCAGCUCUGGAAAAGUUCUUUGCGAUUGCAACACUGAUCAAGGGCCCAACAAGGUCUGCGAAAUCAGCGGAUAUUCCCUUACGUCGAACGACAUUCUAGAGAUGCAGAACAUUGCAGAAUUGGCCAAGAAGGAAAAGGCGAUGAAGGUGCAAAUAGAAGAAUUGCAACGACGCGAGAAACAAUAUCAAGAGGCUACGAGAAACGUGGAAAAUUUAGUGACAAAAGCGAAAACCUCGUGUUGCUCCUGCCACGGAAAAGCCGGCCCUCCAAACAUUAGUGCAGAAAUCGACAAAAUCAGCAGAGAACUCCGACUGGAAAACCAAAUCCUUAAGGCAGAACUGCAGGACAUGAAGCUAGAGCUCAAACACUGCUUGGAAAAAGUGGAGGGCCCCAUGAAGCUGAAGCUCGAAACGGAGAAGCAAAAAUGCGAGUGUUUGCAGCAGGAUCUUCAAAUGGCCUCCAAAAACAUGCUGGUGAAUCAGGAUGCAUAUUCUCGCGAAAUGAAUCAGCUGAAGUUGCAGCUGUGCUGCGCUUGUACGAAUAUCACCGAAUUGAAUCAAAUGAACCAGAGGCUCAAAGAUGAAAUGUCCCAGUUGGACUGCCUGUGCCAAAAACUAGAGGAUGAUCUAAUUAAGCAGAAGGUUAACGAGGCGGAAACCAUCAAAAGGCUGACCAGCCGGAAGAAUUUUAGUGGCAAAUCUGAAGAAUUCAAAUGUGACUCGAACCUAGAUGUUAUUGCCCGAAAGCUGAGCAAAACGAUCAAGGACUUGGCUCCAUGUGAAGAAUGCUCGAAACUUCCAGCGGAGCUGGCUGGUGCCGCCAAAUGCAUAAGAGACCUAACAGAUAUGGUAAGGAAGAGAAAAACCAAGAGUUCUACAGUGAGUGGUUGCUGCUGUAACGCACCCUUGAAGCCCAUUCCGAAGAAGGUUAAAGAAGAAGAAUGCUGCAGCUGCUGUGGCCCAACGGAUGGAGCCGGAGAAUCGUUGGAGCAAAUAGCGCCAGUAGCGGACAAAAAUGUGAAGACGCUUCACGGGGUUCCACAAUCAUUUGCCCAAAACGAUGAAAGUAGUCGGUUUGAUGUGGGUGGCGUCCAAUCGAGCUAUUAUAGCGCCAAAGGCGAGCCAGGAAGAGAAGCUCCUUGCGCAACCAUUGGUCAACCGUGCUUUCAAAGCAAGAGCACCCUCACUAAACCUCUGGAUGAUCCUCUCAUUGAAAACAAGCUGCCCUGUAGUGAUAUAGGAGAACCAUGCAGAGAUGUAGAAAAAGCGAAACUUCAGGAUCGUCUGGUUCAAGUGCCCGCUGGAAUCGACAAAGGUUGUCGAGCUCCCUGCUCGGAAAUGAUGGAACCGGUGAAAGAUCCACAAGUGGAACUGGCGUUGAAAGGAGAAAAGGAUUCAGAAGAGAAGCCUGUUCAGGUGCCGGAGGAAACUCCCUCGGUGGAACAGAACGAUGGGCUUCAAGCAGCAAUCCAAGAUCAGGCUAAGGACGCGGGCGAUGUAGUGGCUGAAGACUCAUCUGAGCAGCAAAAUGUAACCGAGAUAACGUAUGGUGUGGUUGAAGAAGUACCAAGGUCAAAAUUCGCAAUUGUUGAAGAAGGCAAUACGACCGAAAGCGCACCCGAUAUCAGUGACGGCUACUUAUCCAGCGGACCGGCCACAGAUGCUACAACCCCAGAAGACGAAAGUAAACCUUCAGAUGGCUUAGAAGGAGAUGAUGGACUUGACGAAACUGAGCAACCACCUGAAGGUGGCGUACAACUCAAAACACUGCCGGCGGAUCUAUUAGAAGUUGCCGAAGAAAUAUCGGCUGGAAAAUUCGAAGAAUCUGAUGCUGAAGAUGGGCAUGGAGGCGUUGCCAUUGGGCAAAGGGAAAUUCCGUUUGAUGAGAAAAGAUACGGGGGCGAAGUUCCCGUUGACGUAGAGAAUAGAGCUUUCGGCCUGGACGAAGGUCCUGCCGACCUGCAUAUGACUACUACCGUUACCAGCUCAGGAACCCUUGAAGUUGUCACUGAAGGACCUGGAGGGACAAUCGGAACCACACUAACCUACACGGAAGAAGGCAACAUAGAAGUAGUCACCGAAAUGACUGAUAACUUCGGAGGUCCAGGCCGAAUGUUGGACAAGUUCGCUACGAAGCCUUUGUCAGAAGGGAUUCCUUUCAGGUCAAAUGAUGCGAUUCCAUGCGCCCCAAGCGCCACAUGUGAGACUAUGGAGCCGGUGGCUGGAUACGAAGUCUGCGAGCCAACAAUGAUAUGCCACAAUUUGGACAAUGCAGAAAAAGGAACAUUGAAGGCCUUGCCCGUGGCAUCGAGCAUGAUUUCAGGUCCUUCAGGCCCCGAAACUGAAACCCCGUAUACUGCCAGCACGACAACAGCUGAAGGCGAGCUAACCAGCAAGCUUGGGUCUGGAUCUUCUGGGAUUAGGCCUCAAUUUGACAGGACACCUGACCAAACAUCCAGCUAUGGAAGGCCAGGAGUUGCUAUGGAAGAACCGCUAGAAGAGCUGCAGGAACCAGUAGACCAGCACUCAGAGCAACUAGCAGGAGAUCCAAGUGGAAAGGCGUCGUCCAGGGAAAUAGGAGUCUUAUCUAGCGGUGCAAGAGCAACUGGAGCUGACUCAACAACUGGGCGCGAAGGGUUACCUUCGGAAGGUACCACAUCGACUGCAGGAGAAUUGAAGAGCGGCGAGGUGUUCACUCCAGACCAAGUAGGGUCCGAUUUGGAGGAAGCCUUUGUAGCAUCAAAAUCUUUGCAGGGAACAGACAUCGGCGCCGGGGUGGGAGCGGGAGCAGUGGAGCCUACAGUCAGCGGGGGAGCAGAUGGGAGAAGUGCAGAGGCCGGAGGAAUAGCAACUAUACUGAAAAAUGCCUCCCAAGGUGGUGCAGAGCCCAAGGAAUCAGAAAUAGGCGCAGUAAAAGCCAGUGGUGUUUUCACAGCUGGAGGUGUUGCCCAGUCGGUGCAGUUCGGACAGAAAGGCUCAAAACCCGAUGAAGGUGCUCCUGAUACAACACCUUUGCCUGUAACAGACUCAACUGGUAUCAAUUGGACCCGUGAAUGUGCUUGUCAAUCAAAAGAUCAAACAGAUCAGUCAUGUCAAUGUUGCGAGUGUAAAACCAUCGGGGUAACAACAUCCGGUGAUAAAGAAACCUUAACCGAAAAAGACGAAGAAAUGUGCAAAAUUCCUCAAGAAACACUCGACGGUGCGAAGACCGACACUGAUUCAGAAUUUGUGACCAUCAGUGAAACUACCGACCAUGCGUUUGCAGAAGUACCAAGUGAAACGAAACCAGAACCUCAAGACGCAGUCGAAGUGCCCUCCAAAUCCAGCUCACCAUUCGGCGACAACAUAAUAUCGAAAGAAAUAGUGAUAACGGAAGAUCUACUGAAAAGAUAUCCGCAACUGGCAACUCUUUCUGCUCCAUCACAACAACAAGCAUUACAAAAACUUGGCAUCAAACAGUCAUUGAAGGAAGCAAUUGUUGUUGAUCGAAGUAUGUUGGAAAAGCAUCCCGAGCUGAUUGGAAAGUCUCCCGAAGAGCAGCAAAGCAUUCUAAAAACCAUGGGCUACAAGCCCUCAAAGGCUAUAGAGCCAGAUAUAGCAGUAGAUGAGGACAAGCUGGCCAAGCACCCAGAACUGGUAGGCAGAAGCAACUCGGAGCAGCAGCGCAUUUUGCAGAGCUUGGGUUACAAACCCGCAUUGAUUGUUGCUGUUGAUGACGAGAUUCUGCAAAAGCACCCGGAAUUGGCAGAUAAGACUCCUGAAGAACAGCAAUCUCUUCUGAGAGAAUUAGGCUAUGCGACCUCGAGCCCUUCUAAAGCGAUACCCGCAGAAGACGAUGUCCAACUCCGGCAAAUAGACUAUGACACUCUUCAGCCCAGCACCUCUAAGGUUGCCCCAAGUACAGACGAAUUCAACGUACCACCUGCAAUAACUGAGCAGCUGCUCGCCAAACAUCCCCAGCUGGCAGGCAAAACUACCGAGGACCAGCAGAAAAUUCUUAGAGAUCUUGGAUACUCGCUUCCUAAAGAAUCUCUCCUUCAAACCGUUUCGCUCACCAAAGAAAUGCUUGAAAAUCAUCCAGAGCUGCAAGGCAAACCCUCUGCAGAACAACAAAAAAUCCUGAAAAGUCUGGGCUAUACCAAGAAACAGUCGACAGUUUCUUUCAGCAAAGACCUAACUGCGAAACACCCAGAACUUCAAGGCAAGAGUGUCGCAGAACAGCGAGAAAUUUUGAAAACUCUUGGCUAUAAUGGGGAUGAUUUAAGGCCUGGACUUUCUGCUACUAAGCCUGAAGCCAUUCCAGGAGCGGGCUCGGCAACUGCAAAGGCAGAGCUACUAUUAAAGCACCCAGAACUGGAAGGAAAGAGCUCGGCAGAGCAACGUGAGAUCCUGAAAAAUCUGGGCUAUUCUGCAGCUGAAGCCCAAUCCCUUACCGAAGAGUUGCCGCAAAAGCCCUCAGAAUUACUAGGCAAAAGCGCAAGUGGAGUAGAAGCGCCAGCAGAAGAACCUGAAUUGCCCUCAAAAAUAAGCCGGGCGAUUUUAGAAGCCCAUCCAGAACUUGCUGGAAAGCCCGUGGAGGAGCAAAAGAAAAUAUUGGCACAAAUGGGUUAUACAAUUGAAGAGGUUAUAGAAAAGAGUGAGUCUAAGAAAAUAUCAGCAGAAGCAUUCGAAUCGGCACGAGACGUGCUAGAGGGCCAUAAGUCAGAUGCACCAUUCUCCACUCCCCAGCCAUCAUCAUUCAAAGAUGUCUCGGUUACGGGCAAAGCUCCUUCUCAAGCAGCAGCUGUACCAUCAGAUUUUUCAAAGAAAUCGAGCGCAGUCAUGGACAAAUUAACCCCCGAGCCUUCAUCAAAAGACGUCUCCAUAUCUUGUAGAGCCCCCUGCAGGUCAGCAGCCACAAUACAUUCGCCAGCUCCAAAGGACAGCGACCAAAACAUAGCGCAUGUUGGGGACGUGUCAUCGGCAAGCCUUACGAAAUCGCGCACAGUUUCCCUGCAGAAGAAACCGUCUUCACGGGACGACUCUGCUUCUUGCAAAGCCAGCUGCAGAGCAAUAUCAGUGCAGAGCCACGGCAGCAAAUCCUCGAAGGAUGUGAAGGAAAUUGUAGCUGCACGAUCAGACACUACAACAACCUCUUCGUCGUCGGAUGCUCGGCUUAAGGCAAAGUCGAAGAAGGACAAAAUGAAAGAACAUCCGGGCGAAGUGCCGUCAAUAGUAUCGCAAUUGUCGGAUAAAGAACGUCCGGUUCCCGGACCGACUGCUAAAAAACCGAGGAACCAUCGAAAACGCCGGGCCAAAGCAAUCGAUUGCAUGAGAUGCGUUUGCCCCGACCCAUGCAAAUGUGCAGUCUGCACGGCUGAUAAAAAGAAACAAGCGUUGAGCAGGCCUGCUAGGUCCUGCGACUGUCCUCCCAAUAUGUUUAUGGUACCUCCAAUAAUGAUGAUGUCUCCCAUGCAGAUGACGUACAGUAUGCCUCCCACUGGACAUGCACCUAAUUGCAGAUGUAACGCUUGCAUAUGUAGGGACAUGCUUCCUAAACCUGAAGUCGACAGCAAGCCUGAAGCUGAAUCAGCUACAUCUGACGAUACAGAGGCAACAAUGGCAAGACAACUGAGAAGCCAUCCUUCGUCUUGCGAGUGUGUUGAUUGCCUCUGCUUGCCGAAAGUCCACAAACUCGCCCGUACCAAGGAGUAUCCCAUAGUGCAUGACACCAAGCAGGUCUAUCAGGUUAAGGUAAACUGUGGAACGUGUGCAAAUGCGCAGAAUGCUCGCCGAUAUGUUGAACAACAGCAGCAGCUAAAUCGAUCGAGAAUACCCAUAUCUACAACAUCGCCAAACCCCCCGCGGGUUAAAUCAAACCCUGAGCAGAACAUCGCCAGCCCGGAUAAGGGAGAGGCAAGCCAACCAGAAGCUUCGGGGGUCUCUGCUGUGGCAAGCACUUACAAUUCAAUAUCGUGCGAUUGUGCUCGAUGUGCUUGCGCUGAUUGUCCCGACGAUGCCAAACGGCCCCCCAAACCAGAAGCUUGCGAAAGUCAGGCAAAAACCAAUGCGGAUGCAAAAGGGGGGCAAAAUUGCUGUUGCCCCAACGUGCCGUGCAGUUGUCAGCCAUGUACGGUCGAAGAAUUAACAAGAAAACUGCGAGAUGCUGAGCAGAAGUUAGCUAACGCUUCGCCGAGCGGUGCACCUCCACCACCCGGUAGCGCUCCCCUAGAAAAACCGGCAGAAGAAGACACUGAAUCUUGUAAUUGUGUCGAAUGUGUCUGCCCUGGAGCGGAUUCUAUGCCAGCUAAGGCGUUGCCAGCAGGAGAAGGUCCGCCAGCAGAAACACCUAAGCCUCAAAGUGAUGACAGUGGGGCUGUAGCAUCGCCUGACGCUGCAGGAGCACCUGCAGCUGCAGGUGCUGGCGAUGAAGACUGCAACUGCAACGUUUGUGCGUGCCCGGGAAGUACCUCAUUGCCACCUAAAUCAGGACCAGAUUCAAAGCCCGUUGCAAUGGAGGUGUGCGAUUGCCAAGUCUGCAAAUGCUCGCCCUGCGCCGAUCCUCAAAAGAAAACUGAUGCUAGAGAUCAAAUAGCAGCAGCUGGAGUUGCAGAUUGCGACUGCAUAGACUGCAAGUGCGAUCCUUGCGCUGAUCCUAAAAAGCAAAAGUCCUCCCAAAAUGCCCAGCAAGGAGAAAGCGCGGCGGGCAGAGGUGACGUGGAAGUCGGAAAACACGGAGAAAAUUGCGAUUGUCCAGAAUGCAUAUGUCCUGGCGCCGAUUCUAAAAUGAAACCAGUGGCUUCCAAGGCGAGCAAAUUCACAGAUAUGCCGGAGAAAAUUCCCCAUCCUCCGGACUGUGAUUGCGACGAAUGUUUGUGCCUGGAGGAAAUCAUCCAAACUGAAUUAGUUGAUAAGUUGGAAAAGGGCGUGCAGCCCGCACCAGUGGAGAAAGAAGUGCACGCUGUCAAUUGUACUUGUAUCGAAUGUCUGUGUCCAGAAUGUUCCACCGAAACUAUACAUGGUCCAAAUUGCAAAUGCAUCGAUUGUGUGUGUGAUCCCUGCGACAAAAAAGGGGGCGACGGAAAAGUUGCUGCAGUUAAAAGCGCCGUCCAAAGGAGUGGAGAGGCGGGCGAUCAUCCAGCUGGCUGCACCUGCAUUGUAUGCAAAUGCGAUGUUUGCAACGAUCCGACUAAAAAAUCAGAAGUCAAAGUAACAAUUGGCGAUCAACCUCAUGGCGACGAUUGCAAAUGUCUCGAGUGCGUCUGCAAAGAAUGCUUAAUCAAAUUGGCUCCGCUCAAACAUGAAGAUG
Messenger RNA from Dendroctonus ponderosae (mountain pine beetle), 8783 nucleotides. RefSeq lists its product as uncharacterized. The record is from RefSeq and is a predicted model, not a curated record. NCBI's taxonomy places the organism in Eukaryota, Metazoa, Arthropoda, Insecta, Coleoptera, Curculionidae.